UGGGCUCGAGUUGCCGCAAAGCUCCCGGGGCGAACAAACAAAGAUUGCCGCAAACGAUGGAUAAACAAGGUCUGCGGAAACCUCAAACGAGGGGCAUGGGACGAGGACGAAGACCAGCGACUGCGGCAGGCCGUGAGUAAAUACGGCCAAAGAUGGACGUUGGUUGCGAGCAUGGUGGGUUCACGAAGCUCAGAUCAGUGCGCCAAACGGUGGCAGCAUCGGCUCGAUCCGCGGCUUGAGCACGAGGACUGGACCCCAGAAGAGGACGAUCUCCUCCUAGAAAACGUGCAGACCUACGGGCGCGAGUGGAAAUUUAUCCAAGAAGAGGAUUUUCCAACUCGAUCGUCCAACGAGCUAAAAAACCGG
Thermothelomyces thermophilus ATCC 42464 is the source of this 366-nucleotide messenger RNA. RefSeq lists its product as uncharacterized. The record is from RefSeq and is a predicted model, not a curated record. The transcript is spliced from 4 exons. The annotation marks the transcript as partial. NCBI's taxonomy places the organism in Eukaryota, Fungi, Ascomycota, Sordariomycetes, Sordariales, Chaetomiaceae.